GCGGAAACAUUCGCCGAGGCAAACGUUAUCUCCGGUUAGCAGCCUGCACGCGAUUUGAGACGAGUGUAAGGCUCCUCCUGGAGAAAAGGAAAACAGAAACGUUGGGGAUUAGCCGAGCAGAAAAGCAGAGCUAGAACUGGUCAUUAGAUAGACGUAAUAUUGCCGCCUUGAGAAGUUGUGGAAAAUAGCUUGGUGUGAAUGGCCGCGCUGGCAGCUUUUGUGGAGAAAGCCGCUUCGCGAGCGUCGUGCUGGCUUGUGCUUUUAAUGCUGCUACCUUCUCCGUCGACGUGUGAGGACGAGCCCCCGACGACUUCGACUACUUCGACCGAGGGCACCUCUACUUCGCCUAGCCCUAAAGGCGACGUCAGCGCUCCGGCCGCCAGUCAUCUGGACAACGAAGCUUCGUCCUUACCAAGGUUGAACGAGCCCUUGCCAGUAAAGAAAGUGACAACGGAGCUACCCCCGUACAAGCCGUACAAGGGUGGAGCCAGAAGUCCCGUGUACCAGGGCACGUUCCGAGCAUGCUCAUCCCACGAGGACUGCCUACCGGACGAGUGCUGCAUCUAUGGCCUGAGCAGGGGUGACAGCUGCGUCAAGCACUUCAAGCCCUGUCCCAUCAUUAAGGUGCCCGUGCGACCUCGGCCCCGCUUCUGCCCGCCGUACAACAGCGGCGGCUUCUUCUUCAACGUGUGCACGGCGCCCGAGGACUGCCCGUACCCGUACCUGUGCUGCCGCCUCCGGGGCUCGUACCUGUGCGUGCCCUCGUUCUACGACCGGCGCCGGAGACGGCGACGUCACGCGAUCGCCGGCCAGCGUGACGAGCACGACCACAGCGUCGAGGCGUCGAAGUGGCAGCACGCGAGCGAUGCUGCUUUGUCUUCCUAAGGGCCCGUAGUAAACGUGACGCUAAUCA
Molecule: messenger RNA, 913 nt
Organism: Dermacentor andersoni
Lineage: Eukaryota; Metazoa; Arthropoda; Arachnida; Ixodida; Ixodidae
Source: RefSeq, a predicted model, not a curated record